Molecule: messenger RNA, 1196 nt
Organism: Ruditapes philippinarum (Manila clam)
Lineage: Eukaryota; Metazoa; Mollusca; Bivalvia; Venerida; Veneridae
Exons: 2
Coding region: 102-1196 (364 amino acids)
Source: RefSeq, a predicted model, not a curated record
GGAAGUAAAAAUAGCAAAUGUCCACCUAUCUUGUCAAAAAAAAAAAACCCAAGUUUUUCUUGAUUAUUUCUACGGAAUAUUAAUAAAUCCAACAUUUAAAAAUGUUUCAAGAACCUGACUACAGAGAAAACUUAUCAUUGAUGUUAUCAGAGGUUUUACAUGACAUUGGUGUCAAUGAAAGAAUUGUGAUGACAAGGAGAAGAGAAUACAUGCUGACAGAGAUUAUAAGUAAUAUCUUUAACAGGUUAACUGAUCUAAAUAUGACUAACUAUUAUCUAGGGAGUCAAAGUGAAGCUACAACUACUAUAGGACUUCAUUCAGACAUUGAUUUACUAGGCUGUAUGCAUGAUUACAAUAUAAUACAAGACUGGUCAGAGUGGGAACAUGGCAAGAUAAACUACCUCAUGAUACAGGAUGAGAACACUACCCCUGGGUAUUGUUACUUACAACUACUCAGACAUGAUGAACCUCUUCCUGUAACUGUCAUUCCUGAUGCUUACUGUAUUUCUGAUAGAAGAGGAAGAAUAUUGUAUAAAAAUAUAGUGAUAAAUGAUUUACUUGAGGGUGAUGAGCAGCAUCAUGGACCAUCUAUGGCUGAACAAGGACAGCCUGGAUUUUAUGAUAGAGACAAAGUGAUAGCUUUUCCAUUAAAAUCAUGGCCUCAAUCAGCAUCAGGUUGGUUUGAUAGAACAGGUAUCGGCAGAUGGCCAACACAAGAGAUGAGAAGAUAUGCAGCCAGUACUGGGUGUUUUGUUGUUCCAACUGGAAGUAGGGUCAGUGCAUAUCCUGAAUUGGAAUGGAGAAUAUCUACAUCAUUGACAGAAAGAUUUCUCAUGUGCAAUCUAAAUAUAACACAAAUAAGGUGCUAUGUACUAUUGAAAAUGAUUCUUAAGUCCUUCCUUAAUCCUCAAAAUGGAAUCAACAUAUCAAGUUUCAUGUGUAAAACAGUUCUAUUUCAUUGUAUAGAAAACACAGAGUCAGGAAUAUGGAAAGAUAAUAAUUUAUUUACAUGUUUAACAUACUGCUUAUUGGAAUUACACAGUUGUGUACAGAAUGACUGUUGUUCACAUUUCAUUAUAACAGAAAAUAAUUUGAUGGCAGGGCAAUUUACAGCUGAGACAAAAUAUGAACUUUUAAAAAAUAUUUGUGAUUUUAUACAGAAUGAUAGUCAAUGGUUACUAAAGUUUUUGUAUUGA